UCUUUAGUCGACUCCAGCCAGGUGUCCACCUUUCUCAUCUCCAUUCUUCUCAUCGUUUAUGGCAGUUUCAGGUCAUUAAACAUGGACUGUGAAAACCAAGAGAAGGACAAAGACGGCAACCCUACUACAACGGGGUCCUUCAACAACAGCAACACAAACAACAGUAUUCAGACUAUAGACUCGACACAGGCACUGUUCCUACCCAUAGGAGCCUCCGUGUCUCUGCUAGUCAUGUUCUUCUUCUUUGACUCGGUCCAGGUGGUCUUCACCAUCUGCACAGCAGUGCUCGCUACAAUUGCUUUUGCUUUCCUCUUGUUGCCAAUGUGCCAGUAUCUGACUAGGCCCUGCUCACCACAGAACAAGAUUUCAUUCGGCUGCUGUGGCCGCUUCACUCUGGCAGAGCUUCUGUCCUUUUCCCUCUCUGUCAUGUUGGUGCUCAUCUGGGUGCUGACCGGACAUUGGCUCCUCAUGGAUGCAUUAGCCAUGGGCUUGUGCGUGGCCAUGAUCGCCUUUGUGCGGUUGCCCAGUCUGAAGGUGUCGUGCCUGCUGCUGUCGGGGCUGCUCAUCUAUGACGUGUUCUGGGUGUUCUUCUCGGCCUACAUCUUCAACAGCAACGUGAUGGUCAAAGUCGCCACACAACCUGCAGAAAACCCCAUUGACGUCCUGUCCAGGAAGCUGCACCUGGGGCCAGGGAUGGGGCGUGACGUCCCCCGCCUAUCCUUACCUGGAAAACUGGUCUUUCCCAGCUCCACAGGAAGUCACUUCUCAAUGCUGGGAAUCGGAGACAUUGUGAUGCCCGGGUUGCUCUUGUGCUUCGUCCUGCGCUACGACAACUACAAGAAGCAAGCGAGCGGGGAGCCGUCCGGACCAGGGAACAUGUCGGGACGUAUGCAGCGGGUCUCCUAUUUCCACUGCACUCUCAUUGGAUACUUUGUAGGUCUUUUGACGGCCACCGUGGCAUCCAGGAUCCAUCGCGCUGCUCAGCCUGCUCUGCUCUACCUGGUGCCCUUCACCCUGCUGCCUCUGCUCACUAUGGCCUACCUGAAGGGGGAUUUGCGGCGCAUGUGGUCUGAGCCCUUCCAUGCCAAGCCCACCUCCCGUUUCCUGGAGGUAUGA
Nerophis lumbriciformis (worm pipefish) is the source of this 1116-nucleotide messenger RNA. NCBI's taxonomy places the organism in Eukaryota, Metazoa, Chordata, Actinopteri, Syngnathiformes, Syngnathidae. The record is from RefSeq and is a predicted model, not a curated record.